Molecule: messenger RNA, 1169 nt
Organism: Myzus persicae (green peach aphid)
Lineage: Eukaryota; Metazoa; Arthropoda; Insecta; Hemiptera; Aphididae
Exons: 4
Coding region: 13-894 (293 amino acids)
Biological process (GO): sensory perception of taste
Cellular component (GO): membrane
Source: RefSeq, a predicted model, not a curated record
GGACUAGCUCUGAUGACACUGGGAAAACCCGCGGCACUUUUGUCGACGACGAAAUACGGUUGGAACACAUUUUUGGCCGUGUUGCUCGCGUCGUACUUGGGUCUGGAAAUAUUUUCUAUUUGGCUGUGGCCGCCCUCCAAACUGGAUUUCGGUACGGUGGUCAGAUAUUUUUUCGAGAUCCCGUGCGUCACAGAGUUCGCGGUGUUCGUCACGACGUACUUCUAUCUCAGGAACUUGGGCUCCAGGUUCGACACACUGAACUUUGUCUGCGAGCAAUUCCCCCCCGGACUCAUCGGGACUGCCGGCACGUGGCCCCAACCCGAAAUCACUCGGCUGGUGGACAGAGCGCGGAUGUUGCACUCCGAACUGUGCGAGCUGCUGCGCGUCUUCGGUUUGGGCUACGGGGGGGUGCUGUUGUGCUACUUUGCGUUCAAUUUCGUCGACCUCCUCCGGAAUUUCUACUACCUGUUGCACGUGUCCAGAUAUAACCCCUCGUCCGAUGUCGGUACCAACUUCUACACUCUGAACGUCGUACUGACCGUCACGUUCUUUUUGCAAAACGUCGUAUUCGUAACGUGCCUACUGAUCACCGUAUCGUGGAUAAACGAAAAGAAAAUUGAAAUAGUUUCAUUUCUAAGAUUAAUACAUAUUUCACAACUACCCAUUGACACGAAGUUACAAGUUAAAAUGUUUAUGAAUCAAUUAUCAGUUUUCGAAUGGGAUCAAUUAACAGCUUUUGGAUUUUUUCGUAUUAAUUUGAGAUUUAUAUUAUCAAUUUUAAUAUUACUCACGGCAACUUUGGCCACAUCGGUACAAAUGAAAGAACACCCAUAUGUUAUUAGAUUUAACAACGCUUAUCAUUCAUACUUACAAUUCGAGUACAACAUGGGAUAGGUGUACGGUAAAUUUCGGGCUCAACCAUAGCAUAUUUAGCUUAUACAAGAUUCUUCGCAUGCACAUAUUUUAAUUCGUAUUCUUAUCGAAACAUUAUACGGUACUCGUGUUUGACAUUUUUUUCUUGAUAUAUUAUCUUAUUGGGUUGUAAUAGAUCAUCUAUCAUAUUAUGGAUUAAUUGAUUAUUAAUACUGUAAGACUUUAGUAUCUACGUAAGUGUAUUUUUGGUAUUGUACUAUUUUUCUGUAAAUUAAUCAAAUUUGUUAUUAGUAUUA